Molecule: messenger RNA, 4272 nt
Organism: Pantherophis guttatus
Lineage: Eukaryota; Metazoa; Chordata; Lepidosauria; Squamata; Colubridae
Gene: CXXC4
Product: CXXC finger protein 4
Cellular component (GO): nucleus
Molecular function (GO): methyl-CpG binding; zinc ion binding
Source: RefSeq, a predicted model, not a curated record
GACGGAGGGAAGUGAAUGGGGAAUCAAGAGGCUGGAGUGCGCGGCAAGUGGCUGCUCCUUACAAAUGAGCCUCCAGGCAGCUUUAUCUCCCCACCCUCUCCCGGCCGAAAGAGGAGGGGCGGCGAAAUGUGGCCGCUCGCUGCGUCGGAGGAGAAGAGGGGAGGAGGGGAUUUGUGGGGGGGGGGGAGAGAAGAGGAGCAGUGGCCCGUGCGCGCCUCUUGUUCCCGGUGUGAUUUGCAGCCAAUCAUCAGUAGGUGUCCACAUCCCCGCAUCCUCCUCACCUCCUCGGCGCUGCGGAGCCUUCUCACUCCUCGCACCCCCCCCACCUCCCCCGUUCCCCUCCGCCUCCUCGCUUCCUUCCCCUCCUCCUGCAACCACACACACGCAGGCACGCACAAACAGCGAGGGGGAGAGCGAGUCCCCCCGGCUGCCACCCUCCCUCCAUCGCACACAGCGACAGGAGAGACGGACGGAGCGCAGCGCGCAGGGAGAGACCACCGAGCACCGCCGCCGCCGCCAAGCGCUCUCACACAUUCAUGCGCGCACACACACACACACACACUCACCCACACAUUCAGUGCCUGCUCUUCCCUCUUCCCCCUCCCUUCCCUCCGCCUUUCUCUGCAACCAGAAAAAAAGAGGCACUUACAGGUAUUUGCUUAGUGGAUCGGAGUCUUUAUUUCUUUCCCACCAAGCCUCCCCACCCCCAACCCGCAUCACCGCCCUGUACAGUUUGUUUACAAGUAUCAAAGUUGUAAUUGAGGAGCGGCCAAAGAAAGACACCUCGGGAUAUUUUUCUUUUCUGUGUGUUUUUUUUUUUUACCCUCUCCUUUGUGUUAGGGAGUGAUGUGCAACUAAAUAAAGACAAGCAGGCGGGUUAAACGUCUUGCAAAUCCAAGCCCCCAGUCCCCCCCAAAACACAGAGACUGUGGCGACGGUGCCCGGGCUUGAGAAUGCCAAGGAAGAGCCGGCUGCCUGAGACUUCGCCGUCUGGAGAGAUGCCCCCGCAAGAGGAUUAGAGGAUAUCGCUUCCCCCCCUUCCCUUCCCCUCCCUUCGACCCCUCCGGCCACCCAGCCCCCGUCUCCGCCCCCCCGACGGCUCCAGUGGCCCUCCUCCCGGCCCUGCCCUUCCCUCCCCUGGCCCUCCCCGGACCCCCCUUCCUCUCCUCCUCCUCCUCCUCCUUCCCUCCCACCCUGUUGCCCCAAGCCCACCCGCACCCCUUGGGCACCAUGAACACCAACGUGUGCGUGGAGACGGGGCCCAACCCGGAGGCGCCGGGGCUGCCCAAGGAGAACCACCUGCCCGACGGCGCCCUCAACAGCCUUGUGGAUUACAACUCGGAGAUGGAGCGCUACCGCUCCUUCGCCACCUUCUACAAGACCAACGGCGGGGCCUUCCCUCAGGCGGCCAAGAUCGCGCGCAUCACCACCCCCAUUUUUCCCACCGCCGCCGCCGCCGCCGCCGCACGCAUCGGCAUGUCCCCCUGGAACUGCGACACGGCCACGGCGGCCGCCGCCACCGCCAUGCUGUGGGGCAGCGGCGCAGGAGGCGGGGGCGCAGGCGUCGGCGGGCCUAACCCGGCGGCCGCCGCGGCAGGCGGCGUGGCCCGGAAAGCAGCUGCCGUCGCCGCCGCCGCCGCCGCCUCGUCGGUCGCCGCGCCGCCGCCGCCGUCGGCUUCCUCGCCCGCCUCUUCUCUGCACGCCGCCGGCAGGAGCGGCGGCGGCGGCGGCGGGAGUUUGCACCAUCGGAACGAGUCCCAGCGGCUCGGCAAGCCUGGCUGCGCGCCAGCCGAGCAGCCCUCGUUGCAAAUGGCCAAUAAUAAUUUCCUCUCCACCUUAGCCCCGGAACACUGCAGACCUUUGGCUGGGGACUGCAUGAACAAGCUCAAAUGCGGCGCCGCUGAAGCAGAGAUAAUGAAUCUCCCCGAGCGCGUGGGGACUUUUUCCGCUAUCCCGGCUUUAGGGGGCAUCUCAUUACCUCCCGGGGUCAUCGUCAUGACAGCCCUGCACUCCCCCGCAGCAGCCUCGGCAGCCGUCACAGACAGCGCGUUUCAAAUUGCCAAUCUGGCAGACUGCCCGCAGAGCCAUUCCUCCGCCUCUUCGUCGUCCUCCUCCUUGGGAGCCGCCGGAGGAGGGGGAGGAGGCGGGGGUGGUGGUGGAGGAGGAGGAGGGGGCGGCAGCGGCGGCGCGGGAGGAGGAGGAGGGGGCGGCGGCAACCCAGCCAAGAAGAAGAGGAAAAGGUGUGGGGUCUGCGUGCCCUGCAAGAGGCUCAUCAACUGUGGAGUCUGCAGCAGUUGCAGGAACCGCAAAACGGGACACCAGAUCUGCAAAUUUAGGAAAUGUGAAGAGCUAAAGAAAAAACCUGGCACUUCGCUAGAGAGAACACCUGUUCCCAGCGCUGAAGCAUUCCGAUGGUUCUUUUAAGCAGUAGCAUAUCUUAUUUUCAAGGCAGCCUGAAGUGAAAGCUGUCCAGUAUCAUCAUCAGCACCAGUACAGGUGUAUUCUUAUCAUACACUCUGCUAUUACUACCUGGAGCAAAGUUGUUCAAAAGAAGAUUUAAUAAUGUCUCUUUCAAAUAUUCCCAGGACACCAUGUUGUAUGACAGGGAAGAUACAGGCAGUAACAGUUAAUCUUCAUAAGCGUUAUCUUAUAGGAACAAUUAUGCUCAGAAAAGUUUAACAAAAUAGGUUUUAAAGCAGGGAUGGGCAACUGGGACCCCUUAAUAACCUAUGAACUUCAACUUCUGGGCUCAGGAAUUCUGGGAGUUGAAGUUUACAGGUCAUAAAGGGGCCAUAGUUGCCCACCUCUGAUUUAAAGUAUAGGCAGACAUACAGUUUCAAUGUUGCAGAGCUACAGCAGAAUGGUUUGUUACACAAAAUGAAAACAAUUUCAUAUGUUGAGAGGAACAGGAAAUCUCUCAGUUAAUGUAUUUACUUUCCGCUAGAGGUAGGGGUAGGGAAUGAUGGCCGUUUUAUGACUUGUGGACUUGAACUCCCAGAAUUCCUGAGCCAGCCAUGCUGUUGAAGUCCACAAGUUGUAAAGGGGCUAUUGUUCCCCAUCUCUGUUCUAGAGGUUGCUUUAUAGAUCUUUUAUUAGGGGAAAAAGAUACCUGAAAUUAUUUUUCUCAGUUUAUAAUAUUUAGCUCUUAGACUAGUUUGUAUAUGUAGGUGAGGUUACAUCUUUUCUUCUGUCUGAAAGACAUGAAACUCAGAAUGUCUUUUAAGGUGUUCUCAAAUGUUAGCACUUCUAAUAGAAUUGAAAGUUGAAAAUAGAUUGUGAUCUUUUUCUCUUUACCCUGAUCAGACAUUUAAUUUAUUAUUACCCUAUUCAGAAAUAACACACGAAUGUGGAACAGUUAAAAAAAAAAUUCUCUAUGCAGAUUUCUUCAUGGCUAUAGCCAUCUCAUCAAAAUUUAGGCUUGCAAAGUAGUUGAUUGGCAGGAAAAAAAGUGAUAGGAGGAGUACAGUGUGAAGGGAAUUGCAUGGCUUCAAUUGAUCUAAAAUGGAUUUUGUGAAGCUAGAGAACUUGUUCAGGAUUCUGCAAUUUGCCAGCAAAUAAUUUCUUUUUAUAAUUUUUUUUUUUUAAAAAAAUCAGUAUAACUUUUGUGAUUGCCAGAAAGAUGGGAUUGAAAACAGACUGGCAGUUACCAGAGUCUUAGAACAUAGAACUUGUUGAGAAUACGCAUUGACAAUUUUUAUAUUCUUUAUUACUGACAUUAACUUUCCCCAUCAUACUUUUGGGUUUUUCAUUUGUUCAUAAUUGCCCUAUCAUAUUUAACAAUUGUAGAUUUUUCUCACUUGCAACAAAUAAUACGUUGGUGAAGAUUUUUUUUAAUCCCAUAAUUGGAAGUACAGAAACAGUACUGGACAUCUAUUCUCUUUAUGUGCAAUUCCUUAUUGAGUCUUUAUCCUUAAAACAGAAACUGUAUUCCAGCGUUUCCCAUUAGAAAAAUAUAUGGUUCAAAUAUAUGCAAAGCUUAGUACUUUGCAUAAUUUAUUCCACUUGUGGAACAUCUUGUCACAGAAUAUGAAAUUUUCAAUGCAUAAUUCUAAUGUAUACAAAGAUAAUAAUAAGACGAAAUAUCUACAUAGCAUUUUUCUUUCAGCAGUUUGUUAUAUUUCAUUUUAUUUUGUCACAGAGCAAAGAAGGAAGCUUGAAGGUACUUUGGCCAGUAGCAAAGUAUUACGAUUUAAAAGGAGCAGAAAAGGCCAUUACUAUGAAUCAUUUCCCUCUCUGACUUCUUUUCAACAAAUACGUUUUUUAUCAUUUUUA